GCAGGAUAGGGACAUUCAUCGCUCAUGGGGAGUUACAAUGCAGCGUCGCUGCAAAAGACCCCUGAGGCGUUUAUUUGGCCUUUUUUUACUUUUCUGGCUUGUUUCUACGGCGUAUCUCUCUAUAUUCGCUCCCCUUUGGAUAAGCAUCGCUAGUCCCGCCCUAUUGAACCAUGUUGGCAUCGCUCAUUCGAGAGUUCUCCUUAGACCAGGAACUGACGUGGGCGGAGUGUUUCUUCAUGUAACAGCGAUGGUCCCUUGCUGUGUUCAUGGGACUCACAUGAGGAUCACUGCACCGCCAGCUGUCCCUGUGCACAGAUCUAGACUAUCAACCAGCCUCCAGUAUGUACCAUACCGGACCGGGCGGUUUCACAAUCAAGAGGUGACAGAGGAACCAGUCAAUGUGCCGCGAUUGGGAGGAGAGAUGGCGUUCUUUCCAUCGGUCUCUGGAACCAUUAUCCAACGUUGACGAUUCUUGUGACCUGGUCAUGACAUCAUCUCUGAGUGCAAAGGGUAAGUAGUUCGUACAGAGGAUUGGUAAAAUCAUUCUUCAACUCGAUUGGCAGAAUAACAAAUAGCCAGAAGCUCGCUCGAAAGAUCCGAUAGGAAAGUCCGGGGCGUUACUCAAAGCAUCGAAUGAAUUGUGUCUUUGCAGGUUUCCUUUACGGGGAAACGCAUCCAAAUCCGGAUAAGGUAGGAGAGCCAAAUGGCCAUAGCUGGAUGGAUGAUGGAAUGGUUCGAGUAGUAGACCAGAUCGCAAGUAGGGUCAGUCAACCAUGGAGCCAACACCUACUCACUUCAGGUAGACUCGUGUAUCCGGACCCCUUGCAUUACGCCCACACCGUCUUGAAAGAGGGAUAAUGAACGAUCAUUAAUAUCCAGGAGCUCAUUAGCUAGAUAGAUAACCUGUAGACGCUAUUAGACAAACAGUAAGUUAAAC
Molecule: messenger RNA, 937 nt
Organism: Aspergillus welwitschiae
Lineage: Eukaryota; Fungi; Ascomycota; Eurotiomycetes; Eurotiales; Aspergillaceae
Exons: 1
Coding region: 38-466 (142 amino acids)
Source: RefSeq, a predicted model, not a curated record